Chionomys nivalis (European snow vole) is the source of this 156-nucleotide messenger RNA. RefSeq names its product 40S ribosomal protein S29-like. The transcript has a single exon. The record is from RefSeq and is a predicted model, not a curated record. Bases 1 to 156 code for a protein of 51 amino acids. Lineage: Eukaryota; Metazoa; Chordata; Mammalia; Rodentia; Cricetidae. Gene Ontology annotation, cellular component: cytosolic small ribosomal subunit. Gene Ontology annotation, molecular function: zinc ion binding; structural constituent of ribosome.
AUGGGUCACCAGCAGCUCUACUGGGGUCACCCGUGGAAGUUCGCUCUUAAUGUGUCUGCUCCAACUGCCAGUUUAAUCCAGAAAUAUGGGCUGAACAUGUGUCGUCAGCAUUUCUGUCAGUACACAAAGGACAUAGGCUUCAUUAAGUUGGACUAA